Messenger RNA from Uranotaenia lowii, 2560 nucleotides. RefSeq lists its product as uncharacterized. Gene Ontology annotation, molecular function: protein binding. The record is from RefSeq and is a predicted model, not a curated record. NCBI's taxonomy places the organism in Eukaryota, Metazoa, Arthropoda, Insecta, Diptera, Culicidae. Bases 739 to 2523 code for a protein of 594 amino acids. The transcript has a single exon.
GUAAACACACAAAUGGGUUUGUCUCCUUAAAGGCUUAAGGUAUGAGCCGUUUCAACUAAAGUAAUUUCAGGAACAAAGGAGUGUUACGAGAUUUGAAUGGCUAAAUAUUUCUCUGUACCGCAGAAAAAUCUGUUGUUUUCAAACAAAUUUCGCGCUGUUCUCUUGUAAUUUGCUUGAUGUCCAGAGUUCAGUGAUUGAUCAUUCAGCUGCCACUACAUUGAACAACUUAACAAAAUCGAGGAUAUUCAUAUUUCCAUAUCGCCUCAGCCCAGCACAAGAUUAGUUGGACAUCCUCAACCUCUGAAUAGUGGCGAUGGAUUAUGGAGAGUUGAGGCACGUUGAGGUUCAGAUAAGAUCCGAUUGAGUUAAAAAAAUUGAAGCUGGAAAAAUCGUUCGGGAAAUUAACCAAUGCAAGUUCAGAUCCGGUGCUUAAAAUAUUUUGAAAAACAACUUAUAAUAUCUUAAGUUUUUUGACGAAUUCGAUGUAAUCAGGAAAAAAGUAAUACAUAUACCUUAUGAUGAUUCAGACUUUUCCCACAAUCGAUAAUCAAUCACUUCACACUGGGAGCUAGCCAAACCUCGCCAAACCCUUACGAUCAAUAUGUGAAUCGGCUAUGGACAACGCUUGGAAAUUAAUUACUCCUCCAGCGACCAUAUAAACAAAUUCCGAAUGGACCCGGCCGGCACGCAUGCGCUCAAAAACGGUUUGGAUUCAAAAAUGGUUCGAAGACACAGGUGAUGAUCAUCAUCGGCGGUGUUCAGUUUCGCAUUUGCAAAAAUCGGUGUUGCAUUGCAUUGGAAAGCGUUCUGCGGUUCAUCAUGUCCUUUGCUUUGAAUACUGCAAUAGUAAUUCUAUGUCUAAGAACUGCUGCAACUAAAUACCUGGUGCAGGAAAGUGAUUAUCUGGAACUACCCUCGGAUCAAACCCGGAUUUCAGAAGAAGUGGUUUGUCGUUCGGCGAAAAAUUCCUCUGACGAAUGUAUUCUGGAGGUGGUGGUUAACUAUAGGAAACCGGGAUUUGAAUUUAGUGUCCAAUUAGACUGUUCUCGGAAACCGGUGUUCGAUCAUCACUCACUGAAAGUUUUCCGGCAUGUGAAUAGCUACAAAUUGAGCGGUAGAAAAAUGCGAUCCGAUCGGUUGGGUUUGAACUAUUUGAGUUUUCCAGAAAACGUUGAGCUGCUGGAAAUUUACGGAUUUUGUUCCGAGUGGAUUGCUGAUAAAGCCUUCGAGAAAUUUAAAAACCUCAAGCAGUUAACGAUCCAGGAAAGUGAUUUUGGGAUCAUUUCCGAGAAAAGCUUUGCAGGGUUAUGGAGCGUAGAAACUCUGCAGUUCAAAAAAACUUCAAUCUACAAUAUGACGGAAUUUACGUGGAAUAGUUUUCCUGGAUUGAGAUAUUUAGAUAUUGUCGAUAGUAGAUUGAUCAAUUUCAACUUGAUCGACAAUCAACGCCUGGAGGAAAUAAAUUUGUCAGAUUCAAACUUCAGGGCCCUUCACGGUGUCUUUCAAAAUGUAACAGAACGCACUAGAAAGAUUCAAGUUUCAAAUACAACUAGCAUCAUAGCUGCUAAUGUAGACAUCAAUGGAAGCACUGAAAGUUUGUUGGAGCAAUUAGUUUUGACGAAAGCGAAUAUCGAAAAAGCGACAAUUCGCAACUAUCUCAAACUUCACACGAUAGAUUUGUCAUGUAAUAGACUUUCCGAACUCUCGGUGAAGUUUGAAAUGUUGCCAUCCCUAAAAUAUUUGAAUUUAAGCCAAAACAUGUUCAAUUCAUUGGUUAGUCAACUGAUACGAAAUUGCUCGAAUGUUAAAACGUUAGACAUUAGUCACAACCACUUGCAAUUUCUUCAGCGAGACAGUUUGUUAGGUUUGACUAAUCUGGAAAUCCUUGAUCUUUCAUACAAUUUGCUUUCUUCGAUGGCUCUUGCGUUACCGAAUUUUCAUCUCAAAGUGUUAGUUAACAACAACACCUGGAAUUGUUUUUGGUUGCAUCAAUUCGCUCGAGACAAUCCGGAAAUGUUUACAAGAUUCAAAUAUACGAAAUCAUACACGGGCCUUACCGUUCAAGGUCUACCGUGCGUUAUCGAUCAGAACGAUAAUUCCGAUUCAAAAAUAACCCUGGAGUCAAUCGACACAUCAACGAUUCCACAUCAUCCAUCCGGCCUCAUCCAAACCUAUCCAAAAAGUACCAUUACAGAGCCCCUUGUAAUUCCAAGCCGGGGUAAAACCAUCCUAGCGACCAUAGGCAUCGGUCUUCUGAUUUCGCAAACGCUUCUGCUGCUCUACAAUCGCUACAUACGGAAACGCUUUGAUCCGUUCUACCGGAAGCUACCCUCGGAAACGACUCAUGAAAGGCUAGCAGCAACACGGGAAACGAUGACGGCCCGAUCGUACUCGUUUUUCUACGAACAGCCACGUUCCGGUGACGAUGAAGAUAUGAUUAAUAUUUACGAAGAAAUUCCCGAAAGGACGGAGCAUGUCAACUAUGACCGGUUGCAGUUCCACCGGAUGGAAAUUGCCGAAUAAGACGUCUUAGAUGUUUGAGUCUUCAAGGUACCUUCAA